AUGUCGCCAACGAGCUGGAACUUCUGGACCGCCUCAAAGUGGAUGCUGCCCUGGUGUCUAGCCAGUGUGGCCAUUGCUUUAAUCCCAACCGCAUCCGCUAGCAUGCCGUUCGAUACGAAACCGGAAUUCAUCAAGACAUGCCGGUUCGAUCAGCCAAACUUCGUGGACUGUUCUACCGAAUCCGUCCAGGGACUGUUCGACAAGCUGGUGACCGGCAUCGAAGGGCUAGAGCACGUCGGCACGAUCGAUCCGAUGAAGAUCAGCAAAAUAAGGAUUCUGCAAGGUGAUGGACCGGUCAGUGUCAACGCGUCACUCUCCAAGGUGGUGGUCACCGGUUUUGCCAGCACCAAAGUCGUCCGGAACGUUGUCAGCAGUAAGGAUUUCGGCUGGGAAACGCACAUCCGGCUGCCAAAGAUGCGGCUUGAGGGCAACUAUCACAUGCAGGGUCGCAUACUGGUGAUUCCCCUGAACGGACACGGCAAGUGUUGGUUCGAGCCAAGUGGCAUGGACAUCAUUAUGCGCACGACAACCGAUCUGUACCAGAAGAAUGGGCACGUGUUCUACAACGUUACCGCUACGAAGGUCGAUUACACCAUAUCCGGGCUCCGACUGCACAUGGGCAACCUGUUCGAGGGUGUGAAGGUGCUCGAAGACAGCACCAACCAGUACCUGAACGAUAACUGGCGCCCGGUAUCGGAGGCACUCAAGCCGAUCAUUGCUAAAACCAUCGAGGACAUACUGCUCGCGAUCAUGCAGAACAUUUUCAAUCAGAUUCCAGCCGACUACUUUGUGGCGGAUCUACCGCGCUCGUAA
Molecule: messenger RNA, 813 nt
Organism: Anopheles marshallii
Lineage: Eukaryota; Metazoa; Arthropoda; Insecta; Diptera; Culicidae
Product: protein takeout-like
Exons: 5
Coding region: 1-813 (270 amino acids)
Source: RefSeq, a predicted model, not a curated record